Messenger RNA from Meloidogyne enterolobii, 683 nucleotides. Lineage: Eukaryota; Metazoa; Nematoda; Chromadorea; Rhabditida; Meloidogynidae. The record is from the annotation of a GenBank genome assembly.
UAUUUUUUUGUUUAAAGGUAGAAUUUAACGAGCCACUUUCAAUGCUUCAACGCCAAACAGAAGAAUUAGAAUAUUCUUAUUUAUUAGAUUUAGCCUCAAAAGAAAAAGAUUUAUUUAAACAAAUGUCCUUAAUUUGUGUUUUUGUAAUUUCUGGUUAUUCUACAAUUUCUUUACGAACUACAAAACCAUUUAAUCCUUUAAUUGGGGAAACUUUUGAAUGUGAUAGAAGAGAAGAUAAAGGGUGGAGGUCUAUUGCUGAACAAAUUUCUCAUCAUCCACCAGGAUCUGCACUUUAUGUAGAAAGCAGUUCUUGGACGUUACAACAAAGCUAUAUUUUAGAAUCAAAAUUAAAGGGUACAAAUAUUUGCCUUAAACCUUGUGGACAAACUUUAAUUAAAUUUAAAGAUGGAAAUAUUUUUAGUUAUGGAAAGCUUUCAACUUCCACAAGUUUAGAUUCGAUAAUGAAUAACGGAAAUUCUAAAAAGAAUGGAAAUUCUUUGAAUGAAAAUAAAGUGGAAAUUAUUGGCCAAUUAAUUAUUACAGGCUCUAAAGCUAAAGCUGUUUUAACAUUUUUUGGUGAUUGUAAAAAAUCGGAACAAUAUUCUAAAAAAUAUGUAAGAGCAAAUUUUUGGCCCUAUCCCGAAAGAAGGGUCGAAUCGUUUUUUUCCAUUACUUUUUAUUAG